AUGAGAAUUGAAGCUGAAGAAACUGUAGCUGAAUGUGAAGGGAAGGAAGAUCCGAUUUGUGAUGAAUUAAACAGGGUGAAAGGUCUCCGAGUAGAAGAUAUCCUUCGAAUGGAGUUUUGUACUUCUAAAGAAGCACGAUGUUUUUAUAAUAGCUAUAGUCGAUUGAAAGGAUUUUCCAUGAGGCAGGGGAAAAAGGUACCGAAUAAGGUAGGAGAGAUUGUUAGGUAUACAUUCGUGUGCAACAGGAAAGGGUUUCGUGAUAAGAAAUGGUUGGAGAAGGCUGAUCAAAAGAGGGAGCACAAGGUAAUGACUCGUUGUGGCUACUUAGCUGAGAUGAGGAUUAAGCGAAAAGAUGGCUGUGGCAAGGGGCUAUCUGAUGUUGAAAUUGCUCAUUUGACUAGCUUGAGGGAGGUGGGUAUAAGCAUACCAAAAAUAUAUCAGUCAUUUGCAGCACAUGUUGGUGGUUUUAACCUCACCAGGUUCACUAAGCAAGACAUGUAUAACGAGGUUAGAAAGCAAAGAAGCUUGCAGAAUAGGGAUGUUAAUGCAGCAGUUCGCUAUUUGGAAGGUGUAGCUCGUGUGGAUAACAGGAUGUACUAA
Molecule: messenger RNA, 600 nt
Organism: Arachis ipaensis
Lineage: Eukaryota; Viridiplantae; Streptophyta; Magnoliopsida; Fabales; Fabaceae
Product: protein FAR1-RELATED SEQUENCE 5-like
Source: RefSeq, a predicted model, not a curated record